Eucalyptus grandis is the source of this 1968-nucleotide messenger RNA. RefSeq names its product cytochrome P450 CYP749A22. Gene Ontology annotation, molecular function: iron ion binding; oxidoreductase activity, acting on paired donors, with incorporation or reduction of molecular oxygen; heme binding. Bases 140 to 1666 code for a protein of 508 amino acids. NCBI's taxonomy places the organism in Eukaryota, Viridiplantae, Streptophyta, Magnoliopsida, Myrtales, Myrtaceae. The transcript has 5 exons. The record is from RefSeq and is a predicted model, not a curated record.
AGAACCAAGAAACUUCGAACUCGAGGCUGAGGGAGGAGUUCAGGAGUUUCGUUGAUUUCACUAACCCAGAAGCUGGUUUCACUCUCCUCUUGUUGUUCAUGGUCCUUUCGGAGCCCAACUCGAUUCUCUGGGAGACGCCAUGAUCGUGCUCUGGACCUCUCUGUUUCUACUUCUCUUCUCAGCUCUCGCCAUCGCUCUCCACAAGCUAUGGUGGACCCCGUAUCGCAUCCAGAGGACGAUGGCCUCACAAGGAAUCAGAGGCCCUCCUUACAAGCUCUUCUAUGGAAACACCCGGGAGAUCCUCCAGUUCAAGAACGAAGCUUCGAGCAGACCCUUGAACCUUUCUCACGACGUCUUCCCUCGCGUCCAGCCUCACAUCUCCACUUGGACUGGAACAUACGGGGCAAAUUAUAUGAGCUGGUAUGGUCUUCUGCCUUGGCUGAUUGUGACAGAGCCUGAGUUGAUCAAAGAGGUGUUGAACAAUAAAGACAAGGCCUUUCCGAAACCUGAAAUGGACGGGUUUGUCAAGAAGCUUUUGGGCGACGGGCUCGUGACGACGGAAGGCGAGAAAUGGGCAAAGCAGCGUAAGUUGGCGAAUUAUGCUUUCCAUGGGGAUAGCUUGAAGGGUAUGCUUCCAGCAAUGGUAGAUAGCGUCCACAUGAUGCUGGACAGAUGGAAAAAUCUACACGGCGAUGAGAUCGAGGUGUACCAAGAAUUUACAAUAUUGACUUCAGAAAUAAUUUCCAGAACUGCAUUCGGGAGCAGCUAUGUGGAAGGAAGAAAUAUCUUCGAGAUGUUAAGGAAGUUGACCUUGAUUGCGUCCAGAAACGCUUUCAAAAUAAGGCUUCCAGGAAUCAGUAAAUUGUGGAAGACGAACGAUGAACUUGAGUCCGAAAAGCUUGAGAAUGGAAUACGUGAUGCCAUGUUAGAGAUAAUUAGGAAAAGAGAAGAGAAGGUGAAAGCCGGAGAAUUGGAUGAUUUGGGGAAUGAUUUUCUGGGACUGCUUGUGAAGGCUUCUCACAGUGAUGAUGAGAGUCGAAGAAUUACAAUUACUGAUCUUGUUGACGAGUGCAAGACCUUCUACAUUGCUGGGCACGAAACCUCAAAUACCAUGCUUACAUGGACUGUCUUCCUCCUGGCGAUUCACCCAGACUGGCAAGAUGAAGCAAGAAAGGAAGUGCUCAACGUGUUCGGCAAUCAGGAUCCAGAUCCUGAUGGUAUUGCGAAACUGAAAACUAUGGGAAUGAUCAUAAACGAGUCUCUGCGAUUAUAUCCUCCAGUUGUUGGUCUCAUUAGGAAAGUUGCUACAAAAACUAGGCUUGGAAAGCUUGUUCUUCCUGCCAACAUGCGCCUAUACAUCCCGAAUUUGAAGCUUCACCACAACCCUCAAAUCUGGGGUGACGAUGCACAGCUUUUCAAGCCGGAGAGAUUCUCUGAAGGGGUUGCUAAAGCCACCAACAACAAUUUGGCGGCAUUCUUCCCUUUUGGCUUGGGACCUCGAACUUGUGUGGGUUUCAAUUUCGCAACUGCGGAAGCGAAGAUUGCUCUUUCGAUGAUUCUGCAGCGCUAUACUUUCUCUCUCUCCCCUGCAUACGUCCACUCACCUACUCAACUUCUCACGACCAGCCCACAACACGGACUUCAGGUGAUAUUUCAUGCACUGUAGUGUGGUGAUUUAUGUGCUCGCAGCAAGUUUGUACAUUCAGAAUCAGAAGACAGUUGAACUUGUCAUUGGCUAGCAUAUGCAGUCAUGUAUUUUGGUGCAUCCAGGUUUUUCUGCCCCGCAGUCAUCACUGUGAAUAACCAGGUUUCGAAUGCUGAAAUAAGAUUGCAUGCCAAAAGAUAAAAAAAAAAGCAACAGAUAAUUGGUCGCAAACUGUGUACAACAGAAUAACGUUAUACAUAGAGUUAUCAAUUUGCAAAUCUGUUUUAGAUAGUGAUGUUCAAGGCCUUUGCUGGGUAUUUGUA